CUGAUGUGUAAGAGGACAGGGGUCCAGCUCCACAUGCACUGUUCCUGCCCUAUAUAAGACCUUUUCCUCUGCUGUCCGACCUCGAACAUUCAGAGCAGUAUCACUCAGAGCUUAACCAUGAAAUUCGUGGCUCUUGCACUGACCAUCCUCUUGGCUGUGGGUUCCCAGGCCCGUUUCCUGCAGGCUGAUGCUCCCUCCCAGCUGGAGCACUACAAGGCAGCAGCCUUGGUGUACCUGACCCAGGUCCAGGAGCAGGCUCAGAAGGCCCUCGAAGGCUUGGACGGAACUGAAUAUCAGCAAUACAAGGUACAACUUUCAGAGAGCCUGACUAAGCUCCAAGAAUAUGCCCAGUCUACUUCCCAGAGUCUGACUCCCUACGCUGAGACCAUCUCCAGCCAGUUCCUGGAGAACACCAAGCAGCUGCGUGAACGUGUCAUGACUGACGUCGAGGACCUCCGUUCCAAGCUGGAGCCUCACCGCGCUGAGAUGUACGAGGUUCUGCAGAAGCACUUUGCCGAGUACCGUGAAAAGCUGGAGCCCGUCUUCCAGGAGUAUGCCAAACUGAAUCGCGAAAAUGCUGAGAAGCUGCGUACCAAGCUGCAGCCCCUGUUGGAUGAGAUGAGGCAGAAAGUCGAGACCAACGUUGAGGAGACCAAGUCUAAGCUUGUGCCGAUGGUUGAGGCUGUACGCACUAAGCUGACUGAGCGACUGGAGGAGCUGAGAACCAUGGCCGCCCCCUAUGCUGAGGAAUACAAGGAACAGCUGGUGAAGGCUGUCGAGGAGGCCAGAGAGAAGCUCGCCCCACACACCCAGGACCUCCAAGAGCGCAUGGAGCCCUACAUGGAGAAUGUGAGGGCCAGGUUUGCACAGGUGUAUGAAACCAUCUCCAAGGCCAUCCAGGCAUAAAAAUGUACAAGGACUUUGCACACUCAGAUCCUUAGACAACAGCAUAAAAACAGAUAUUCCUGUGUUUGGUGAUAGGAGUGUUGAUGCAAGGGUUGUGUUAUGAAUGUUUAUGAUGUUCAAGUUAAAUAAUUUUUGAUGUAAUGCAAAAAAAUAAAAUAAAAAAUGCAAACAAAUAAAAUGCAAAAAUAAA
This is a messenger RNA of Cyprinus carpio (common carp), 1096 nucleotides long. RefSeq lists its product as uncharacterized. Gene Ontology annotation, molecular function: lipid binding. The record is from RefSeq and is a predicted model, not a curated record. Gene Ontology annotation, cellular component: extracellular region. NCBI's taxonomy places the organism in Eukaryota, Metazoa, Chordata, Actinopteri, Cypriniformes, Cyprinidae. Gene Ontology annotation, biological process: lipoprotein metabolic process; lipid transport.